This is a messenger RNA of Merops nubicus (carmine bee-eater), 989 nucleotides long. Its product is annotated as fatty acyl-CoA reductase 1-like. Bases 1 to 882 code for a protein of 293 amino acids. Gene Ontology annotation, cellular component: peroxisome. Gene Ontology annotation, biological process: long-chain fatty-acyl-CoA metabolic process. The transcript has 7 exons. The record is from RefSeq and is a predicted model, not a curated record. NCBI's taxonomy places the organism in Eukaryota, Metazoa, Chordata, Aves, Coraciiformes, Meropidae. Gene Ontology annotation, molecular function: alcohol-forming very long-chain fatty acyl-CoA reductase (NADP+) activity.
AUGGGAUCUACGAGGUCCACCUUUGCUUUCACAGAAACCAAAUCAUCUUCUGCAGCAGGCGCCAAGCUUGAGCAGUGCUACCAUGUCCUCAGUACGAGAGAGGCGGGCAAAGGGAUCCUGCGGACCGUCAUCGCCAACAACGAAGCCGUGGCAGAUAUGAUUCCAGUAGACGUCGCCAUCAACCUCACCCUUGCAGCUGGGUGGUACACUGCUGUGCACAGGCCAAAAAACAUGUUGGUGUUCAACUGCACAACAGGGGGAAUCAACCCUUUCUUCUGGGGAGAAAUGGAGCAGUACGUCAUGUCCACGUUCAAAAGGAACCCACUGGAGCAGGCCUUCCGAACACCCAACGCUCACCUGACAUCUAACUACCUGAUCAACCAGUACUGGGUCACUGUCAGUCACAAGGCACCAGCCAUACUCUACGACCUGUACAUGAGGCUCACUGGGAGAAAGCCCAGAAUGAUGAAGAUUGUCAAUCGACUGCACAAGUCCAUGAUGCUCCUGCAGUACUUCUCCACCCAGUCCUGGGACUGGUCUUCAGAUAAUAUGAAUAUGCUCAUGAGUCACCUUAACACAGAGGACAAAAAGUUAUACAACUUUGAUGUCCGUCAGCUGCACUGGUCAGAAUACAUUGAAAGCUACUGCCUAGGUGCUAAGAAGUACUUGCUAAAUGAGGACAUGGCUGGCAUUCCAGCAGCAAAGCAACACUUACGAAAGCUGAGGAACAUCCGCUACGCGUUCAACACCACCCUCCUGGUGAUCAUCUGGCGCAUCUUCAUUGCAAGGUCACAGAUGGCUCGAAACAUCUGGUACUUUGUGGUGAGCCUCUGCUACAAGUUCCUUUCUUACUUCAGGGCAUCCAGCACCCUCAGGCACUGAAGCUAUCCAUCAGCAACCAGCCUCUUCCAGAAGGACCUCCAUCUCCUCUAAUCAGCAACUGUGGGCAUCGGGGUCUGAAAGUAGCAGAAAAAUCCACUCCCUCCAAA